UCCGCCUCACGGGCCUCGGUACGCAGCGAGCGGCGCCGCGAUGUGGCUGGGCCCCGAGGAGGUGCUGGUGGCCAACGCGCUGUGGGUGACGGAGCGGGCCAACCCCUUCUUCGUGCUGCAGCGGCGCCGGGGCCACGGCAAGGGCGGCGGCCUCACGGGUCUUCUCGUGGGCACCCUGGAUGUGGUGCUGGACUCCAGUGCCCGUGUGGCCCCCUACCGCAUCCUGCACCAGACCCAGGAUUCGCAGGUCUACUGGACAGUGGCAUGCGGUUCUUCCCGCAAAGAAAUCACAAAACACUGGGAAUGGCUGGAAAAUAACUUACUUCAGACACUGUCCAUCUUUGAUAAUGAGGAGGAUAUCACCACCUUUGUCAAGGGGAAAAUACACGGCAUCAUCGCUGAAGAAAACAAGAACGUGCAGCCCCAGGGAGAUGAGGACCCUGGGAAGUUCAAGGAGGCGGAGCUGAAAAUGCGGAAGCAGUUUGGGAUGCCAGAGGGGGAAAAGCUGGUCAACUAUUACUCUUGCAGCUACUGGAAGGGCCGUGUGCCCAGACAGGGCUGGCUAUACCUGACUGUCAACCACAUGUGCUUCUACUCCUUCCUGCUGGGCAAAGAAGUGAGCCUGGUGGUGCAGUGGGUGGAUGUCACGCGGCUCGAGAAGAAUGCCACCCUCCUCUUCCCCGAGAGCAUCCGUGUGGAUACCAGGGACCAGGAACUCUUCUUCUCCAUGUUCCUCAACAUCGGUGAGACCUUCAAGCUCAUGGAGCAGCUGGCCAACUUGGCCAUGCGACAGCUGCUGGACAACGAGGACUUCCUGGAAGACAAGGCCCUGCCCAGGCCUGUCCAGCCACACAGGAACAUCUCUGCUUUGAAGCGAGACCUGGAUGCCCGAGCUAAGAACGAGUGCUAUCGGGCCACCUUCCGGCUGCCCAGGGAUGAGCGGCUGGACGGCCACACGGGCUGCACACUGUGGACACCAUUCAGCAAGUUGCACAUUCCUGGCCAGAUGUUCAUCUCCAACAACUACAUAUGUUUUGCCAGCAAAGAAGAGGAUGCAUGCCACCUUAUCAUUCCCUUGAGGGAGGUGACCAUUGUUGAAAAAGCUGACAGUUCCAGUGUCUUACCCAGGCCCCUGUCCAUCAGCACCAAGAGUAAAAUGACCUUCCUGUUUGCCAACCUGAAAGAUCGCGAUUUCUUAGUGCAGAGAAUCUCGGACUUCCUCCAGAAAACACCAUCCAAGCAGCCAAGUGGCAGCACUGGGGAAAGGAAGACCAGCGUUGUAGACCCAGCUGCUGAGUUUCUCCCAGCUCCUCAGGAGACACACCAACAGCCCACCAGCCCGUCGUCUCCGCUCAGUGGCCACCAGGGCUUCAGUGCACAGAACGUGCCCACCGCCUCCCAGGGCCUGCUCAAGCUCUUCCGAAGAAACUUGCCCACAGAGGACCUAGGAGUCAAGGAGGCCAAAGAGAAGAUGAAAGAGGAGUCAUGGGACAUCCACUUCUUCGAGUAUGGGCGUGGCAUGUGCAUGUACCGCACAGCCAAGACCCGGGAGCUGGUCCUGAAGGGCAUCCCUGAGAGCCUGCGCGGGGAGCUGUGGCUUCUCUUCUCAGGGGCCUGGAAUGAGAUGGUGACUCACCCUGGCUACUAUGCUGAGCUGGUGGAGAAGUCCAUGGGCAAGUACAGCCUGGCCACGGAGGAGAUUGAGCGAGACCUCCACCGUUCCAUGCCUGAGCACCCCGCCUUCCAGAACGAACUUGGGAUCGCUGCGCUCCGGCGGGUUCUGACUGCCUACGCUUUCCGAAACCCCACUAUUGGUUACUGCCAGGCGAUGAACAUCGUGACCUCAGUGCUCCUGCUCUACGGCAGCGAGGAGGAGGCCUUCUGGCUCCUGGUGGCCCUGUGCGAGCGCAUGCUGCCUGACUACUACAACACCAGGGUGGUGGGAGCCCUGAUUGACCAAGGCAUUUUUGAAGAACUCACAAGAGACUUCCUGCCCCAGCUGUCAGAGAAGAUGCAGGAGCUGGGCGUGAUCUCCAGCAUCUCGCUCUCAUGGUUCCUGACCCUCUUCCUCAGCGUCAUGCCGUUCGAGAGCGCCGUGGUCAUUGUUGACUGCUUCUUCUACGAGGGCAUCAAGGUGAUCCUGCAGGUGGCCCUGGCCAUCCUGGAUGCCAACAUGGAGCAGCUGCUCGGCUGCAAUGACGAGGGCGAGGCCAUGACCAUCUUGGGCAGAUGUCUGGACAAUGUGGUCAAUAAGCAGAGUACUUCCCCACCAGUGCCACAUCUCCAUGCCUUGCUGACCAGUGGAGACGAGCCUCCCACACAGACAGACAUCUUUGACCUCCUCAAAGCAUCCUAUGAGAAAUUCAGCAGCCUGCGGGCCAGCGACAUUGAACAGAUGCGGUUUAAACAGAGGCUGAAAGUGAUCCAGUCCUUGGAGGACACAGCCAAGAGGAGUGUGGUCCGAGCCAUACCUGGGGACAUUGGCUUCUCCAUUGAAGAGCUGGAAGACCUUUACAUGGUGUUUAAGGCCAAGCACCUGGCAAGUCAGUACUGGGGAAGCAGCCACACGGCAGCCGCCCGCCGGGACCCGAGCCUGCCAUACUUGGAGCAGUAUCGGAUUGCUGCAAGCCAGUUCCAGGAGCUCUUUGCCUGCCUGACUCCCUGGGCCUGUGGCACCCACACACCUGUGCUGGCAGGCCGCAUGUUCCGGCUUUUAGACAAAAACAAGGACUCACUGAUCAACUUUAAGGAGUUCGUGACUGGGAUGAGCGGGAUGUACCACGGGGACAUGACUGAAAAGCUCAAGGUGCUCUACAAGCUGCACCUUCCCCCAGCCCUAAACUCUGAGGAAGCCGAGUCAGCCCUGGAGGCCACCCACUAUUUCACGGAAGACAGCUCCUCAGAAGCAUCUCCUCUGGCCUCUGAUCUGGAUCUUUUCCUGCCCUGGGAGGCUCAAGAGGCACUACCACAGGAAGAUCGGGAAGGAAGCAGAAGCGAGGAUACCCAAGAAAAGCGAGCAGAGGAGAAGGGCACCAGCCCCCCAGACUACCGACACUACCUUCGCAUGUGGGCCAAGGAGAGAGAGGCUCAGAAGGAGACCAUCAAGGAUCUGCCCAAAAUGAACCAGGAGCAAUUCAUUGAGCUGUGCAAGACGCUAUACAACAUGUUCAGUGAGGACCCCCUGGAGCAGGACUUGUACCACGCCAUUGCCACAGUGGCCAGCCUCCUCCUCCGCAUCGGCGAGGUGGGGAAGAAGUUCUCCAGUCACAGUGGCAGGAAGCCCACGGAUGGCACCCCCAGCAGGGACCAGGGCAGUUCCACCAAGGACGAGUCCCCUCCUCCAGCAAGGGUCAGUCAGGAUCCAGUACAGGAAUGCCAGCCGCCAGCUGCAGGGGAUCCCCAAGCCAAAGCUGGCGGAGACACCCACCUUGGAAAAGUGCCACAAGAGAGCCAGACGGUGGUAGAGGGGGGCAGUGGAGAGGGACAGGGCUCACCCUCCCAGCUCCUGUCUGACGAUGAAACCAAAGAUGACAUAUCCAUGUCCUCCUACUCAGUGGUCAGCACGAACUCCCUGCAUUGUGAGGACCUUAUGGACGACACAGUGCUGGUGGGUGUGGAGGCCCGCAGCCCCACAGCCACUGCCCGCAUUGGGAACACCGUAGACACAGACUGGUGCAUCUCCUUUGAGCAGAUCCUGGCCUCCAUUCUCACAGAGUCUGUGCUGGUCAACUUCUUUGAGAAAAGGGUGGACAUUGGACUCAAGAUCAAGGACCAGAAGAAAGUAGAGAGACAGUUGAGUGCCUCCAGUGAGCACGAGCCAUCUGUUGCUCUGGGCUGAGCCCCUUGGCUGAGUGAUUCUGGCCGAGGCCUCUGU
Messenger RNA from Ochotona curzoniae (black-lipped pika), 3874 nucleotides. It is a transcript of the gene TBC1D9B, whose product is annotated as TBC1 domain family member 9B. Gene Ontology annotation, molecular function: calcium ion binding. Lineage: Eukaryota; Metazoa; Chordata; Mammalia; Lagomorpha; Ochotonidae. The coding region runs from base 41 to 3838 and encodes 1265 amino acids. The record is from RefSeq and is a predicted model, not a curated record. The transcript is spliced from 23 exons.